This is a messenger RNA of Thelazia callipaeda (thelaziosis nematode), 2316 nucleotides long. Lineage: Eukaryota; Metazoa; Nematoda; Chromadorea; Rhabditida; Thelaziidae. The record is from the annotation of a GenBank genome assembly.
AUGGAAUCAAGCCCGGCAUCCGGAUGUUGUGCAGUUAUAAACCAAGGAAACAAAAAGCAAACAGAUUGGUAUAUUUUUUUAGGAUGCAUCUCUGCUAAAGAAAUGAAUUUUGAUGUUCAUCCAACUUCAACACGUAAUAUUGGUAUUAUCGCACAUAUUGAUGCUGGUAAAACGACAGUUACCGAACGCUUACUGUACCUAGCUGGUGCAACGAAAAUUAUGGGAAAUGUCGACUCUGGUAAUACUGUGAUGGAUUUCAUGGAAUUAGAACGUGAAAGAGGAAUCACAAUACAGUCAGCAGCAAUAACUUUGUUUUGGAAGAAUCAUAGAAUUAAUUUAAUUGAUACACCGGGACACGUCGACUUUAUUUUGGAAGUUGAAAGAUGCCUACGGGUUUUGGAUGGUGCAGUAACUGUACUGGAUGCUUCUGCUGGUGUACAAGCGCAGACUGUAACUGUAUGGCGACAAGCAAAAAAAUUUUCAUUACCAUCGGUUUUUUUUGUUAACAAAUUGGAUAAGCAAGCUGCCAACUUUGUCCGAUCUGUCGAUUCGAUAAUUGAAAAAUUGGGAUUGGAAAACCCUGUUCCAGUAUGUGUGCCAGUAGUUGAUAACGUUGGUCACUUUUCCGGGGUCUUAGAUCUUAUAAACAAACGUUACCUUGCUUUGAAUUUGGGGGAUGGUGGUCAGUGGAAGCAGUUGAAGAAGGAUUGUUCUGAAUUUGAAAAAAUGAUGGUUGCUCGCGAAGAGAUGUUCUGUAGAUUGGCGGAUUUCGAUGAUAAAUUUGCUGACUCAUUGUUGAGAACCAGCAGUGAAAAUGAGAUUCUAAAUUUGGAAGCACUUAAAGUUUUACGGCAACUGACAUUAACUCAACAGAUUGUUCCGGUGGCUUGUGGUUCGGCGCUUAGAUGUGCACAGAGUGUCAGUCCAGUUCUUGAUUUGGUGGUCAAUUGUUUGCCGUGUCCUACAGAAAAAACGACUCUUCUCAAUAACGUAUUCAACAACGAUUUAAGUGCUCUUGUAUUCAAGAUUUCACAUGACAAAAAAUUUGGAUCGCUGACUUAUGUACGAAUCUAUACUGGUGAAAUAAAAAACAUGGAUUCUUUGUAUAAUGUUAGUAGAAAGAAAGUAGAAAAUAAAGUCAAUGUUUAUAUUCCUCACAGUGAUCAACUACAAUUAACUUCGGUUGUCAAGGCAGGCAAUAUUGCUGUUCUAACGGGCCUAAAGACGACAGUAACAGGGGACACAUUGGUUGGGAGUAAAGAAGCUGCUAAACAAGCUACCAUUCGUCGUCAAAUACAGUUACCUAGUGGAGAAUGCAAUUUGAUUUUUCAAAAUGCUGCAGUUCCAUUGCAACGUUCAGCAGAUUCUAUGGAGUCUAUUUUGCUAACAGGUAUUGAAGCACCUGAUCCAGUUUAUUUUUGCACUAUUGAAGCACCUUCUGAUGUCUCAAAUAUAAGGUUUGAAAAGGCAUUACAAGAAUUAGCUGCGGAUGAUCCCUCCUUACAUGUUCGUUUUGAUAAUGAAUUGGGUCAAACAAUUGUCGGAGCAAUGGGUGAAUUGCAUGUUGAAGUUAUUAAAGAUAGGCUUCAACGUGACUAUGGUCUGAAUGCUUUCGUGGGAUCGUUGCAAAUUGCUUAUAGAGAAGUUAUUGAGACUGAAGUUACGCACACCACAACUGUAGGAGCUACAUUUGGUGAAAGCGAAAUGAAACACGAAUGCACUAUUACUUUCACUCUUAAACCAAACCAAAAAAGUGGCAAAUUUAAGGAGGUCGUAGUUCUUUUGAACGAAGAUAAUGAAUAUACCGGUGCUGGCAUCCGUGAAAACUGGUUGAAUGCAAUUAAUGAAGGGUGUACCAAUGCUUUGUAUACGGGACCAGUUGCCGGAUUUAUGGUUUGCAAUGUCACCGUGAUAUUAACAAAUUUUGUCGCUAGUGGGGGACGGCUUAAUUCUGCAGUAAUAUCUUCAGCUGCUUAUAAGUGCAUCAUGGAGGCAUUACAGAAGGCUGGCGCAUAUUUAUUAGAACCCAUAAUGAAUGUUGAGGUUUUUACAGCAAGAGAAGACUAUGCUCAUAUGGCGCUCCAAGAAAUUUAUAAGCGAAGAGGUGUUUUGUCAAAUAAAGGAACAGAAUUUCUAGGUGAUUCAUAUCUUAUCAAAUGUCAUAUGCCCCUUGCUGAACUACAAAGUUUCUCCAAAAGUAUUCGAAUCAUUACUUCUGGUCAAGCUGACAUCCAUCUAGAAGUUGGCAGCUAUCAAAGAGUACCGGAGCAUAAGCUAAAAGAAAUAAUAAAGUUGUCCAAAUUCGGGCACUGUUGA